AUGGUUGGUCUUUCGGUGGCUGUAGGUCUGUCCCUUGGUGUCCCCAUUGGGUGCGGUGUUGCUCUAACGGGUGCCUUUUGGGUCGUCAUGCAACGGCGGCUACAGCGAGAGGACGUUCGAGAUCUGCUCUUGCAGCAGGAGAUCGAUGGUGAUGGCGAUGCGCAAUUCGACACGCUGCUAGACGCCGUCUGGUUGGGGCCCAUGAGUCACACGGCCCCCUCCGCGUACACCCCUGCGUACCGUCGUCAAAUUACAGACGAAACCAGCGCGAGUAAGAACGGCGCUUCGAGCAAGUACCAGACGCCACCGUCUCAGAUAGCCUCCGAGAGUAUACGCAGCGACUCGUGCCCCUACGACCUGAUGGUGCCUCUACUUGAAGGGGAGCGGGCCCCACGAGACGGACAGCUGCUUCGGAACCUCUACAGGCAGGACUUUGGGUCUUACUAUCCUCGUCGGGACUCUCGGGAGGUAGUAUUACCUCGUUGA
Molecule: messenger RNA, 486 nt
Organism: Huiozyma naganishii CBS 8797
Lineage: Eukaryota; Fungi; Ascomycota; Saccharomycetes; Saccharomycetales; Saccharomycetaceae
Gene: AIM20
Product: Aim20p
Exons: 1
Coding region: 1-486 (161 amino acids)
Source: RefSeq, a predicted model, not a curated record